AGGCGCGUGCCCCGGCACUGUAGCGUUGGGGCUGGAGCGCGCGGAGAAUCUUAGCAUUGCGCCGUUUGUGGGCGCUUCUGGGCCACCAGUUUCCCUACCUUCCACCCUGGCGCCCCCAAGUCCUGGUUCACCAGCCCCACUGCCCCGGGCGUCUACACCUUGCGGGCUCAGUGGGCUUAAUCUGCGCAGCUCCUCCUCCAUGUUGAGCAAGCCUCUUCAGGGGCUCGCGGUGGCCCCCGUGACCCCCACGCAGCCGCCAGGAGGCAAGGAUCGGGAAGCGUUCGAGGCCGAGUACCGACUUGGCCCCCUGCUGGGUAAGGGGGGCUUUGGCACUGUCUUCGCAGGACAUCGCAUCACAGACCGACUCCAGGUGGCCAUCAAAGUGAUCCCACGGAAUCGCGUGUUGGGCUGGUCCACACUGUCAGACUCCGUCACGUGCCCACUGGAAGUAGCACUGCUGUGGAAGGUGGGUGCAGGCGGUGGUCACCCUGGUGUGAUCCGCCUGCUUGACUGGUUUGAGACACCUGAGGGCUUCAUGCUGGUCCUUGAGCGGCCUUUGCCUGCCCAGGAUCUCUUUGACUACAUCACAGAACAGGGCGCACUGGGUGAAACCCGAAGCCGCUGCCUCUUUGCUCAGGUAGUGGCAGCUGUUAGGCACUGCCAUGCCCGUGGAGUUGUCCACCGUGACAUCAAAGAUGAAAAUAUCCUGAUAGACCUUCGCCGAGUCUGUGUCAAACUCAUUGAUUUUGGUUCCGGCGCCCUGCUUCAUGAUGAACCCUAUACUGACUUUGAUGGAACAAGAGUAUACAGCCCCCCGGAGUGGAUCUCUCGUAACCAGUACCAUGCACUCCCGGCCACUGUCUGGUCACUGGGUAUCCUUCUCUAUGACAUGGUGUGCGGGGACAUUCCCUUUGAGAGGGACCAGGAGAUUUUGGAGGCUGAGCUCCACUUCCCUGCCCAUGUAUCCCCAGACUGUUGUGCCCUAAUCCGCCGGUGCCUGGCCCCCAAACCUUCUGCCCGACCUUCACUGGAGGAGAUCCUGCUGGAUCCCUGGAUGCAGACACCAGCUGAGGAUGCACCCCCUAAUACUCCUAAAGGGGGUCCUACCCCUUUGGCCUGGUCCCUGCUGCCCUAGUUGGGAUAGCCAUCCCAUGGCCAUGCCUCAAGGAUAGAAGGACAUCUGUUGACCUGGUUUUACAGGUUAUUAAAAAUCCAGUGUUACUAGGGUCAGAGAUUGGGGGUCUGGGAUCAGAAAACAUAAGCCAAGUUUGCCCAGUCCCCAUCCCAAUCCUGAUGAGGAGCCUUCCUCCCAGAAUUCACGGUUUUUAUUCUGGAGGGAGGACUUCCUUGCUUUUUGUUUUGCUAAGGAUGUUUAUUUGGUUGAAGUUAAUUCCAUUCUGAGCCCCAGGACUCUUAUUCUGAUGUGUUAAAAACCCUUACACUGGCACCUCCUGCCUGCUACCACCACACAAACUUAGUUAAAAUGCUCUAACUUGGGCAAGGGUGCUUUCCUUUUAAAAAUCCCAGUAGUUGUUAUUUUAGUAAAGGGACUCUUUAGUCUAGGGUUCCAUGUUAAGUCACACUGCUUGCCUACCUCAGCCCAGGGUUGCUUAUUCUGGGGGAGGUAAUGCCCUAUUGUUAUCCCAGGGCUUUUUUUUUUUUAACUUUUUUUGUUUGUUUUUGGUGAAGGGACCCUACUCUGUUAUUCCAAGUGCUCUUAUUCUGGUGAGGAAAAACCCUACUUCCAAGAUUUGGGAAGGCAUGGGAGAUGGACACCACCAGAGUCCACUAGGAUGGGGUGGAUGGGUUUUGGGGGGGUGGGGGAAAUUAGUCUUGUUUGUUAUCCUGGGGCCUCCCCCUCUACCUUUUUUGGAUUCUUGCUGCCUCCUUGUGAGCCAGGAUUGUCCAGUUGCUGAGAUGUAAAUACUUGUGUAUUGGGAGGAAGGGAGCUCCAGCUGUGUCAUCCUCUCCCUUUUCCACCUGCCUGGAUUAUUUAAAAAAGCCAUGUGUGGGAACUCACUAUUUAAUAAACAUAAUAGAAUCACAAAUGAGUGA
Molecule: messenger RNA, 2055 nt
Organism: Phyllostomus hastatus (greater spear-nosed bat)
Lineage: Eukaryota; Metazoa; Chordata; Mammalia; Chiroptera; Phyllostomidae
Gene: PIM2
Product: Pim-2 proto-oncogene, serine/threonine kinase
Exons: 6
Coding region: 200-1135 (311 amino acids)
Biological process (GO): regulation of mitotic cell cycle; negative regulation of apoptotic process; protein autophosphorylation
Cellular component (GO): cytoplasm
Molecular function (GO): protein serine/threonine kinase activity; ATP binding
Source: RefSeq, a predicted model, not a curated record